AUGGCUCCACACUUCGAUAAUAUCAGUGCCGUCCUUGCGCACCACGGGCAGGACGAAUUGCUCCAAUUCAUGGACCGAUACUGGGUAGCCGACCGGGGCUCGAACGCGCACCUCUGGGCGCACGAGUACAACAAGCACGCGACUUGCAUCAACACCCUGGCGCCCUCUUGUUACGGGGAUGGAUAUAACACGGGCGUCGAGGUGGUCGACUACUUCGUGCGGGCUGCGGCGCUCUUCACCAAGCUUGACACGUACACGGCCCUGGCAGACGCCGGCAUUGUGCCGAGCCAGCGGGCGCACUACCCCCUGAUGGAUGUGCAGAAGGCGAUCGAGCAGUUCAGCGGGGGCAAGGUCGUGCUGCGGUGCAGCGGUGGGAGGAGGGACAUCCUGCAUGAGGCGUGGUACAUGUUCUUCGUCAAGGGGAGCCUGCAGACGGGAGAGUUUGUUCCUGCGCAAGAUCUAGGCCCCAAGGGGGACGCAGGAAACUGCGUGCCGUGGGUGCGCUACCUGCCUAAGCGAUCAAAGGGUCGUCGGUCAUGA
Messenger RNA from Phaeoacremonium minimum UCRPA7, 540 nucleotides. Its product is annotated as putative ribonuclease trv protein. The transcript has a single exon. The record is from RefSeq and is a predicted model, not a curated record. Gene Ontology annotation, biological process: RNA catabolic process. Gene Ontology annotation, cellular component: extracellular region. Gene Ontology annotation, molecular function: RNA binding; ribonuclease T2 activity. The coding region runs from base 1 to 540 and encodes 179 amino acids. NCBI's taxonomy places the organism in Eukaryota, Fungi, Ascomycota, Sordariomycetes, Togniniales, Togniniaceae.